AUGCAAGUUCCGGAAAAGAAAGAGGACCUAGAAUUUCAAGUUGGAAGAUAUGAGGCCAAGUUGUUGUGGAGGACUGAUACCAGAGAAUUAGAGAACAACUUUAAUCUGGCCAAAAGGCGAUUCGACGAAUUGGAAAAGGGGUUCAAUAAAAAUGAAUGGAUAGCUAGUGCGUAUCGCGAAGCAUUUAGGGAUCAGGAAACUAAUGGAAUAAUUGAAGAAUGUGGUAGGGAUAGGAAUGAAUAUUUCAUGCCUCAUAGAGCAGUGAUCAGAGCGGAUAAGGAAAUAACUAAAGUUCGCGUGGUUUUCAAUUGUGGCUCCAAAUCUGGACAAAACUUGUCACUUAACGAUUGUUUAGAGGCUGGUCCGAAUUUGAAUCUCUUGAAUGAAUUUCUUGAGGUAAUAAUGAAAUUUUGGAGAUUUAAGGUUGCAUUUCAUGGGGACAUAGAAAAGGAAUUUUUAAUGAUAGGAAUUGGUCCUAAAGAUCGUAAAUUUUUGAAAUUUCUUUGGAAUGGAGGUAGUAAUCACGAGGACUAUAGGAUUAUGCAGAUGACUAGAUUACCCUUCGGAUUCAGAACUUCUCCGUUUAUUUUGAGUGCAGUAAUUAAACAUCACAUUGCAAAAUUCGAAGCCGAAAAACCCGAUUUAAUGUCAAUGCUAAAUUCUGGGUUGUAUGUCGAUGAUUUGUAUUUUGGUACGGAUAGUGUGAUGGAAGCGUUUGCGUUAUCAUCAGAUGCUGUGGCAAUUUUGAGAAGUGGUGGGUUUAAGUUGAGAAAAUUAAGGUCCAGCAAUAGUGACUUGAGAGCUUUGUGGGUCAAAAACGCAUUUUGUGAGAGUGAAGAAGAAGGCGGUGAGUUGAAAGUGCUGGGGCUAAAUUGGAACCCCAACAAAGAUGUUUUGUCGUUGGAAGUGAAAGGGUUGGUGGAUAGUUUGGGAGGUUUGAACAAUACCAAGCGUUGUGUUUUACAGACUGCAGAGAGAAUUUUCGAUCCUGUGGGAUUGAUUGCACCCUUUGUAAUAAGAGUUAAGUGUUUAUUGCAAGAGAUCUGGGAAAGGGGUAUGGACUGGGAUGAUGAUUUACCAGAGGAUUUACGACUUAAGUGGAUUACACAUGGCGUAACGAAAUUAGGACGUUAA
Messenger RNA from Argiope bruennichi, 1134 nucleotides. RefSeq lists its product as uncharacterized. The transcript is spliced from 2 exons. The record is from RefSeq and is a predicted model, not a curated record. The coding region runs from base 1 to 1134 and encodes 377 amino acids. NCBI's taxonomy places the organism in Eukaryota, Metazoa, Arthropoda, Arachnida, Araneae, Araneidae.